Messenger RNA from Sarcophilus harrisii (Tasmanian devil), 1162 nucleotides. RefSeq names its product endoplasmic reticulum-golgi intermediate compartment 1 (gene ERGIC1). The coding region runs from base 199 to 1071 and encodes 290 amino acids. Gene Ontology annotation, cellular component: endoplasmic reticulum membrane; COPII-coated ER to Golgi transport vesicle; endoplasmic reticulum. Lineage: Eukaryota; Metazoa; Chordata; Mammalia; Dasyuromorphia; Dasyuridae. Gene Ontology annotation, biological process: retrograde vesicle-mediated transport, Golgi to endoplasmic reticulum; endoplasmic reticulum to Golgi vesicle-mediated transport. The transcript has 10 exons. The record is from RefSeq and is a predicted model, not a curated record.
GCUCCAGCGUCUCCCGCCAGCGCCCAAUGGGCUGAUGCAAAGCGUCCUAAAGUCCCGUCACUUCCCGGCUAGGAAGCCGGCAAGGCUUGAAGAGUAACGCCCGGGGGAGGGGGCGGGCGCUGAACCCACGCAUCCCCAGUCCGGCCGUGGUCCCCUGCAGUCUCGGGGCCGUCCCCCCUCCCAGGGGCCGGCACCAACAUGCCCUUUGACUUCAGGAGAUUUGACAUCUACCGGAAGGUACCAAAAGACCUCACUCAGCCAACAUACACUGGGGCGAUCAUCUCUGUCUGCUGUUGCCUCUUUAUUCUGUUCCUCUUCCUCUCGGAGCUCACUGGAUUCAUAGCCACUGAAAUAGUGAAUGAACUCUAUGUCGAUGAUCCAGAUAAGGACAGUGGAGGUAAAAUAGAUGUCAGUCUGAACAUCAGUUUACCAAAUUUACACUGUGAAUUGGUCGGACUGGACAUCCAGGAUGAGAUGGGGAGACAUGAAGUUGGACAUAUAGAUAACUCAAUGAAGAUUCCUCUAAAUGAUGGUGAAGGCUGCCGGUUCGAGGGCCAGUUCAGCAUCAACAAGGUCCCUGGCAACUUUCAUGUAUCAACACACAGUGCCACUGCACAGCCCCAGAAUCCAGACAUGACUCAUGUCAUCCACAAGCUGUCCUUUGGAGACACAUUGCAGGUUCAGAACAUUCAUGGAGCAUUCAACGCUCUGGGAGGAGCUGAUAAACUCACUUCUAACCCCCUUGCCUCCCAUGAUUACAUCUUGAAGAUCGUCCCCACAGUGUACGAAGAUAAGAGUGGAAAGCAACGGUACUCAUAUCAAUACACAGUAGCCAACAAGGAAUACGUUGCAUACAGUCACACUGGUCGCAUCAUCCCUGCUAUCUGGUUUCGUUACGACCUGAGUCCCAUCACAGUGAAGUACACAGAGAGGCGGCAGCCACUGUACAGGUUCAUCACCACGAUCUGUGCCAUCAUUGGAGGUACAUUUACAGUGGCUGGAAUCCUGGACUCCUGCAUUUUCACAGCCUCUGAGGCUUGGAAGAAGAUUCAACUUGGAAAGAUGCAGUAACCCCGUGACUCCAUCUCCCUUUGCCAGGGACAGCAAUGCAGGAUCCCAGACCCAUCAUUCUAAUGAAUAUAUUUCCUUUUUCCUUCUAUCA